AUUAUGUAAUUUUAUGUUUAAAUCCAUAUAAACAACAACUGCUAAACAGGCAAAACACGAAUUGAUUAAUAAUCUAAUGCAAAAAAAACUUCAUAUUUUAAAGUAAAAGCAUAAAUAUUUGUCGGUUUCAAUCAGUUCCAGGAAUAGGGAUCUCAAGGAUAACAACAAAGUUUUUUCACUUAUGAAAAGUGUGAUUAACAAAGAGAGCGGUUUGACAGCAAUUACCUCAGAAUAAGUAUAAAAGCAAAAUGUUUUCUAUAUGUGAACACACAGUGAAACUAAAACUUUAAAAAUGAGUUUAAAAGUUAUUUCUGCUCUUAUUCUGUGCUGUUAUGUGUCUUAUAUUUUGGGCCAACAACUCAGUGGUUCUGUGAGCGUAGGCCAGUCUGAGUGCCAGAUCGCGAGGGCCAGGGCUUUGAAGUCCACAUCAGUGGUUAAUUUGGUGCCCAAUUGUGAGGCGAAUGGCACCUAUUCGGCACUUCAGUGCCAUUCAAACAGCCAAUGGUGUCAGUGUUGGAAACGUUACCAGUUCGGGGGGACCCAGCAAUGCAGGCAUCGCACCGAUUGGGGCAUAUGUGCCGCAAUGCGCUCCCGAUGGCGGGUACGCGAAGACCCAGUGUCACGGCUCUACCGGUCACUGUUGGUGUGUGAACGACGUCGGGGCACAAGUCGGGCAAAAGACCAGAGGAACCGUCACUUGUACUUAAUUGCAUUCAGUAAUACAUUCAAGAAUAUGACAAAUGAUAACAUGUUUUUUCAAUAAUUAAUUGGGUAUUUGUAUGAAAAACAAAACUAUUUCUAUGAAUCUUCAAAAAUAAUUUGCA
Messenger RNA from Medioppia subpectinata, 824 nucleotides. The record is from the annotation of a GenBank genome assembly. Lineage: Eukaryota; Metazoa; Arthropoda; Arachnida; Sarcoptiformes; Oppiidae.